GCCCCGUCUCGGAACCAUCACUUUGACUGAAUCGUCGGGUGCCGCAGAUUUCACCCAGGCGUCGUGGAAUACCUCGGAGGAGGUCAUGGUUCGACCUCUUUGUGUCUAGCAUGGUAUAUUUAUGCAUCUAUGGUGGGUCAGGUUCAUAUUACAGCAGUCGAAAUGGUGCUUGCUGUCCGAGUAUACGCACUCUACAACCGGAGUCGUCGUAUUGCUUUCCUGAUCGGCUUUCAGAUCUUGCUUGAAGUCGCUUCUUCGGUGGUGAAUACGGUAUAUGCCGUAAGAAUUACCAGAUCCUGUAUGUUUUCCAAGCCGCCCCAUCAACUGCUGUACCACGGCAUUAUAGUCUUGUCCACACAUACCACCUUGAUGGGACUUCCAUUGUUGAAGCAUGUCCUCACUAGGAGCUCGGGAUGGGGGAGGACACCGCUUGUAUCCCUAAUUUUGCGCGACGGCAGUGCGGUCCACUUUGUCGUAUCUGCACUAUGUGUCGUGAUGAUCGGCUUCUGUCGACUAGAUGGCGAAAGAGCAACAGUAAUGUUUUUCUGGAGUUUAUCUAUACUUUCCUCAUGUGGAUGCUGGCUGCUCAUGAACACGCAACGGCUGGUCACUCAUCCUACACACAGAGUGAGCAGUACUUCCAUCCGAGCCUCUGUGCUCAGCACUCAUAUCGAGAUCGAACAAUGACAUGUCAGUCAACCCCGUUCGGGCUCGCUGUAUUUUUAACAUCGAAUACAUCUGGCUCAGUGGCUAGACAUCUAGUAGACAAUAGCUAUACGGUGACCCCGAACCUGGAGUUUCCAGCUCUGCUUUAUAUUUAAUACAGUCUCACGACCAUUUAAUCUAUAUUCAAGCCCG
Molecule: messenger RNA, 858 nt
Organism: Suillus clintonianus
Lineage: Eukaryota; Fungi; Basidiomycota; Agaricomycetes; Boletales; Suillaceae
Exons: 6
Coding region: 130-687 (185 amino acids)
Source: RefSeq, a predicted model, not a curated record